CGAGCAUCAUCCAUUGCACCGCACUCAUCCUUUUGCUUGGAAGAAUGUCGAGGGUGCCGGCGGGGCUGUGGAAGAACCUCCUCGCAAUUCAAGUCUACGGUGCGAAUACUGGGGUUGGGAAGACUGUUUUUUCUACGCUUCUUGGAUCGCAUUUUAGCAAGCGCUUGGGCGGUAAAACAAAAUGGAGAGUGCAAUAUAUCAAGCCUGUUUCGACGGGGCCGGCAGACGAAGCUGAUGAUAGUUAUGUCCACAAAUACAGCGGAUCGCCAGUAUCCACGCUGUUCAAGUUCCAGGACGCCGUGAGCCCGCAUGUAGCGGCUCGGGAUGCACCUCAUAUUCCUAGCGAUGACCACAUCUGUCAGCGUCUCUUUGCAAGCCUCAGGGGAGAAGCAAAUAAGCAUGCUUUCAGAAGGGGAUACAUGGGUCUAUCGCUUGUUGAAACUGCUGGUGGUGUGCUCAGCCCAGGGCCUUCUGGAACGCCUCAAGCAGAUAUCUUCCGACCAUUGCGUCUCCCGGUAGUCCUUGUCGGAGACCAUAGACUUGGAGGUAUUGCAUCGACGAUAUCAGCUGCCGAGUCGUUGAUCAUGAGGGGUUAUGACAUCGAUGCUGUGGUGUGUUUCGACGACAAGAGCAAGUAUGAAAACGCCGCCUAUCUAAAAAACUACUUCAAAAAGUUGGAAAUCGCUGCAUUUGACCUCCCUUGGAUUCCGAAUCUAGAGGGUGUUUCGGAGCAAGAAGAGGGCGAUUUGAUGUGGAAAUACUACCAGACUGAGAGCCUGGCAGGGCAAACAUACAGAGUUGCUGAUAGACUCAUUGAUCGACACCUGGAGCGAAUGACAAACAUGAGGAAUAUGGCAUUUCGGACGAAAACAACUAUCUGGCAUCCCUUUACGCAACACAAACACGUUGAAAAAGCGAAUGAUAUCUUGGUCUUCGAUUCUGCAUACGGAGACUACUUUCAGGUCAAACAUACAGAGAAAUCUUGCAGAGACAUCGGUUUCAAAAGCGAUACAUCGCUUUUUUACCCGGCAUUCGACGGCUCAGCGAGUUGGUGGACACAAGGCCUUGGCCAUGGAAAUCCAAGGUUAGCGCUGGAAACGGCGUAUGCUGCGGGACGAUAUGGUCAUGUCAUGUUUGCUGGAGCGACACAUGAGCCCGCUCUGACACUUGCGGAACGGGUGCUCGAGGGUCUUGAUAACCCUCGCUUGAAGAAGGUGUUCUACACAGAUGAUGGGAGCACUGCUACCGAAGUUGGUAUCAAGAUGGGUAUACGAGCCAUGUGCAAGCGUUAUGGAUGGAAUGGAGCAAGAGAAGAGGUUGGCAUUCUGGGCUUGAAAGGCAGUUACCACGGUGACACAAUUGGUGCCAUGGACGCAUCGGAGCCUAAUGUGUACAACGAAAAGACGGAUUGGUACCGUGGCCGCGGCUACUGGUUCGACUAUCCAACCUUCAAGAUGAGGGGGGGACAAUGGAUUGUUGAGCCUCCUGCGGGUAUGAUCGAGGAAUUCGGUCCGGCUCAGUACUUCAAGCAUCAAGACGACAUAUUCAACCUUAAGAGCCGAGGUCGUUCUCUACCAUAUGAAGUGUAUAUCGAAAAGACCCUAGACAAACUAGUCAAACAAAAGGGCAAGAAGUUCGGUGCACUGGUCAUGGAGCCGGUGAUACUGGGCGCUGGAGGGAUGAUCUUUGUGGACCCGCUCUUCCAACAGAGUCUAGUUCGCGUUGUACGUAGAUACAACUUCUCGCCCGCUUCCGAGGCUGCACCACUGCUCGAAGCAGACAAGCAUGACUGGUCUGGUCUGCCCGUCGUUUUCGAUGAAGUCUUUACCGGCUUGUACCGCCUUGGCCGCUUCUCUUCCUCCACCUUCCUCGGCGUACAUCCUGACAUCAGCGUCCACGCCAAGCUGCUCACUGGAGGCCUACUUCCACUCUCCAUCACAGCAGCCAGCGAGUCAAUCUUCCAAGCCUUCUGGGGCGAUGAGAAGUCGGAAGCUCUCUUGCACGGGCAUAGCUACACGGCUCACCCCAUCGGUUGUCACGUUGCCAAUGUGAGUCUGGAGACCAUGGGUGCACUUCCAACGUCCUACGCAUGGAGGGGAUACAAGAAAGACUGGAAGACCGUCGAACAAGAGACAGCGACGGGUAGGUGGAGUCUCGGCGUUGUAACACCAGAGGCUGGGGAAGACAAAAGCCUGUGGAGCAUGUGGUCUCAAAAGUUCGUCGUCAGGCUGUCAAAGCACAAGCUUGUCGACCAUGUCAAUGCACUGGGCUCUGUUCUGGCCAUCUCACUGGUCGACAAAACCGGAUCUGGUUACACUUCAACCGCCGCCGUUGAGCUCCGUGAUGCGCUCCUGAAUGAGCCGUCCUUCGCUCAGGUCCAGAUCCACUCUCGCAUCCUGGGCAACGUCAUCUAUCUGAUGGCGAGUAUGACGUCGAAGCCAGGGCAUCUGGCCGCUGUCGAGGCGGCGUUUGAGGAAAAACUAGACAAUUUGAAGUAGAAGGUAGAGAUGAACAAAAACCAGGGUGAAGGGUGUGACAGCAUUGUACAACGAGACUUUGACGGUAGAACGGAAAUAUUCUGGAACGUAGCACAACUGACGCAUCGC
Messenger RNA from Dothidotthia symphoricarpi CBS 119687, 2606 nucleotides. RefSeq names its product PLP-dependent transferase. Lineage: Eukaryota; Fungi; Ascomycota; Dothideomycetes; Pleosporales; Dothidotthiaceae. Gene Ontology annotation, molecular function: pyridoxal phosphate binding; dethiobiotin synthase activity; S-adenosyl-L-methionine:8-amino-7-oxononanoate transaminase activity. The record is from RefSeq and is a predicted model, not a curated record. The coding region runs from base 45 to 2498 and encodes 817 amino acids. Gene Ontology annotation, cellular component: mitochondrion. Gene Ontology annotation, biological process: biotin biosynthetic process. The transcript has 4 exons.